AUGGCCACCACCACACUGCCCUCAUCCUGGUUCCGGGAGCCCGAGUUCUACGACUUGGAGCGCCGAGCCAUCUUCUCCAAGACGUGGCUGAUUGUGUCGCACAAGUCGCAGUUCGCCACCCCUGGACAGUACGCGCGCUACGAAGUCGCAGGGUAUCCCUUCUUCGUCGUGAGCGAUCGGGACGGCAAUAUCAAUGCCUUUCUCAAUGUCUGUCGCCACAGGGCGUUCCCGAUUGUCCACAAUGAGACCGGCAAGGCGAGCAUUCUGUCGUGCAAAUACCACGGUUGGAGUUAUGGGCUCAAGGGAAACCUCGCCAAGGCCCCCCGGUUUGACACUGUCCCAGCGAGCCAGUUUAACAAGGACCAGUACUCCCUGUACAAGCUGCACAUGCAUAUUGAUCAGCUAGGCUUUGUGUGGGUCAACCUCGACGGAUCUGAGAAGCCGAGCAUCAGCUGGGAAGAGCAAUUCAAGAACAUCGACACCCAAGAACGCAUUACCAAGGUCUACAACAUGGACGACUACGAGUUUGAUCACACUUGGUCUCUCGAUGGUUGCAACUUUAACUGGAAGACGUUGGUUGAGAACUACAAUGAGUGUUAUCAUUGCUCUACAGCGCACCCAGGAAUUUCCCCUUACAUCAAAAAGGAUACCAAGUUCGACGUUGAGCCCGUGCUGUGCUACAUCCGCCACCUGGGCGAAGACAUGGAGGCCGGAGAUAUUGUCGCCAGCCCGACAUACAUGUUCCCCAACGCCUCCGUCACCAUCUCCAAGCACUUCUUCUACAUGAUGUUCAUCAUCCCCACCUCUGCCACGACAUCUCGCAUGCGCUACGAGGUGUACCGCAACAAGAAUUCGCCCGCCGAAGCCGUCAAGGAAGCAGUCGACUUCUUCAAGCAGGUUGAGGACGAGGACAAGUACCUGGGAAACAAUGCCCAAAAGGGCCUCAACAGCGAUACCUACACCGCAGGCCCGCUGCACCCGUACAUGGAGAAGGCAGUCGAGUACUUUGAGACAGUCCUACGGUCGUCGCUGAAGAAGCACGUCGAGGAGGAGAAAAAGGCGGGACGCGAGAUUUGGCCUGCGAGGAGGACGGUGGCAAAUGCUCAGUCUAAUGAAGACGAGGCUUUUUGCCGUGGAGUAUGUGACUCGGCGGCAACUGCAGCCGGUCCCAGUGCUUUGGCUUGGUAG
Messenger RNA from Ilyonectria robusta, 1188 nucleotides. Its product is annotated as Rieske [2Fe-2S] iron-sulfur domain-containing protein. The record is from RefSeq and is a predicted model, not a curated record. The coding region runs from base 1 to 1188 and encodes 395 amino acids. The transcript is spliced from 3 exons. Gene Ontology annotation, molecular function: 2 iron, 2 sulfur cluster binding; iron ion binding. NCBI's taxonomy places the organism in Eukaryota, Fungi, Ascomycota, Sordariomycetes, Hypocreales, Nectriaceae.